AUGCUUGGCAAAAUCGCCCUCGAAGAAGCCUUCGCGCUUCCCAGAUUCGCUGAAAAGACCAAAUGGUGGGCCGGGCUAUUUGCCACAGAUACAGCCAAACACACAGCUGAGAUCAACGACGUCGGUCCUAUUCGGUUGGACUUUGCAGAGAAACACGGCGUCGGACUCCAGAUCCUUAGUUACACCGCACCCGGUGUGCAAGAUAUCUGGGAUGCCAAAGAUGCGCAGAGUCUCGCCGUUGAGAUCAACGAUUAUAUUGCUGCAAAGGUGCAGGCUCAUCCGGAUCGCUUCGCCGCUUUCGCUACGCUAUCCAUGCACGAUCCACAAGAAGCUGCCGACGAGCUGCGCCGCUGCGUGACACAGUAUGGGUUCCUCGGGGCUUUGGUGAAUGACACACAGCGAGCAGGCGAGGACGGCGAAGAUAUGAUCUUCUACGAUAACGAGAAGUGGGAUGUCUUCUGGCAGACGUGUACGGAGCUCGACGUGCCUCUGUAUCUGCACCCGCGCAACCCGACAGGCACCAUUUAUGAGAAGAUGUGGGCUGAUCGGAAGUGGUUGAUUGGGCCACCGCUGUCAUUUGCACACGGAGUCAGUCUGCAUGCUCUUGGAAUGGUGACGAACGGCACAUUUGAUCGGAACCCCAAGCUGCAAGUGAUUCUGGGCCAUUUGGGAGAGAGAAUCCCCUUCGAUAUGUGGCGGAUUAAUCACUGGUUUGAAGAUCGCAAGAAGAUGCUCGGGUUGCAGGAGACGUGCAAGAAGACCAUUCGGGAAUACUUUGCGCAGAAUUUGUGGAUUACGACCAGUGGUCAUUUCUCGACCACUACGCUCAAUUUCUGUAUGGCUGAGGUUGGAGCUGAUCGCAUUCUGUUCUCGAUUGAUUACCCCUUCGAGACCUUUGAGGAUGCCUGUGACUGGUUUGAUAAUGCGGAGAUGUCGAAUACGGACCGAGUGAAGAUUGGAAGGGAGAAUGCUAAGAAGCUUUUCAAGCUGGGGCCCUACAAGGACAGCGAGGCUUAG
Messenger RNA from Penicillium olsonii, 1017 nucleotides. Lineage: Eukaryota; Fungi; Ascomycota; Eurotiomycetes; Eurotiales; Aspergillaceae. The record is from the annotation of a GenBank genome assembly.